Messenger RNA from Magnolia sinica, 890 nucleotides. RefSeq lists its product as uncharacterized. Gene Ontology annotation, molecular function: RNA binding. The transcript is spliced from 5 exons. The record is from RefSeq and is a predicted model, not a curated record. NCBI's taxonomy places the organism in Eukaryota, Viridiplantae, Streptophyta, Magnoliopsida, Magnoliales, Magnoliaceae. The coding region runs from base 68 to 787 and encodes 239 amino acids.
UUCCACAGAUGAAGAUAAGACAGGUUCGAGUUAAAGAAAGGCGUGAAGAAAGCUGUAGCUUCAAUUUAUGGCUAGGGUGGAUCUAACAGUGGAGGUGCAUAACCUUUCCAACAAUAUAAGUGAGGAUGACCUUACCAUCUUCUUCUCCUACUGUGGUACCGUCGACGACAUCAAGCUGGAGAGUGAAGGAGAUCACUCAAAGAAGGCUUCUGUGAUUUUUAGGCAGCCUUACGCCCAGAAAAUCGCUCUUCUCUUGGAUGAUGCUGCCAUUUUAGAUCGUCGUGUUCGCAUUAUUCCUGUAGAUGAUGAUUCGGCGAGCUUUUCGACGGAUUCUGGCCGUCCAAAGAGCAACAACAUUAAUUCUCAGGAUGCGGCCAUUUUAGAUCGCCGUGUUCGCAUUAUUCCUGUAGAUGAUGAUUCGGUGAGCUUUUCGACGGAUUCUGGCCGCCGAAAGAGCAAGGACAUUAAAUCUCGGAAUGAGAAGCAAAGCUCUCCAACAGCACAUCCAGUUGUGCAGGCUAUUAGUUAUGAAGCAUUGAAGAGGGCCAGAGAGCUUGAUGAGAAAUUGAGAGUGUCUGAAAGAAGCAGGCUGCUGACCCAACAAGCAAAAUUGGCAAUUGCCGCAGCGGAAAAAUCCAUGGGCCAUGUCAGAUCUGCGGUUGAGAACAAUGACUAUUUCUCUGCAGCCUUGCUUUGGCUAUCAGGUACACUCGAUAAGGCUGCCAAGAGCGCUGCUGAACUGGGUCAUAAUGUGGAAAGAGAAAUGAAUUCAAGGAAGCGGAAAUGAGUCCUUGUUGAUGCAUUCUCAUGAUUUCUGCCUGUAAAUCCAUAGGCUAAACAUCUUUUUAAUAAAAAGGAAAUAAAAAAUAACAUUUGUCGGCUUUCUCAAA